UGCAGAGCACAGCCAUCCAAAGCAGCAUGAGUACAGUGAAGCACCAACACAGCCCAGUAUGCAAAACAACACACAGCACAGUUAACCCUUUGAUUGCCCCUCAUGUUAACCCCUUCCUGCCCAGUGCCAUUAGUACAUGCUUUUUUUAGCACUGAUCACUGUAUUGGUGUCACUGGAGAUGUCAGUGACACCAAGUCAGUUCCCCCCAGUUUCAGAAUGCCCGCCGCAGUCCCGCUAUAAGUCGCUGAUCGCCGCCAGUACUAGUAAAAAUAAAAAUUCCAGUAUCUAUACCGCC
Staurois parvus is the source of this 295-nucleotide messenger RNA. The record is from the annotation of a GenBank genome assembly. Lineage: Eukaryota; Metazoa; Chordata; Amphibia; Anura; Ranidae.